AUGGAGCAGCAAGAUAUUAAUAAUUGUCCGGGUAGAGUUAAUCGUGAUAUUGGUCAAAUGAUUGUUGGGGUUGAUAUGAAACUCAAGUCUUUAAAAUUUGAUGUUGAAAAUUUUCGUCAGAUGCUUGUGGCUGCCAUUGUGAUGCAUAAUUUGCCGUUAUCAUUUGUUGAGUAUAAGGGUCUUAGAGCUUUAUUUUCUUAUUUUUGUCCAGAAGUUGUUUUGAUAUCAAAGAAUACUGUUAAAGCUGAUUUGAUGAAGAUGUAUAAGUAUGAAAAGGAUAAUUUAAAAAAUAUGUUUGCUGAAUUAUCUGGUAGGGUUUGUUUGAUGGCUAAUUUGUGGACUUCUAAUGUUACUGAUGGGUAUUUGUGCAUCAUUGUACAUUUUGUGAACAAAGAUUGGAUUUUAUAA
Molecule: messenger RNA, 408 nt
Organism: Mercurialis annua (annual mercury)
Lineage: Eukaryota; Viridiplantae; Streptophyta; Magnoliopsida; Malpighiales; Euphorbiaceae
Product: zinc finger BED domain-containing protein DAYSLEEPER-like
Exons: 2
Coding region: 1-408 (135 amino acids)
Source: RefSeq, a predicted model, not a curated record